AUGAUUCACAGCAACAGUCUGAGCAAAAUGAAUGGCCUAAAGAACCAAAUGGUCCCGGUGAUGCUGGAGAUGCAGACGGCUCAGGUGACCCCAGUGAAAGGCACAAACAACAGCGCGCAGCUGCGCGUAGGGAAGGCAGACUUCAACAGCAUCUACUUGGACAUUCUAAAUAUCCACGACUCGAUUGUGAAUCAUUUACAGACGAUAGUAAUUCAUGUGUACAGCCUGGUGGAGAAGUCGCUGCGCUUCUCAAGGGGGGAUUCCUCCAAAGAAUUACACACUGGAGGUGGUCCCCACCGUAGUGCCUCUAACGCCAACCCUAGCUGUGCUAACAUCACCAAUGAUGAACACAGUGACUCAGCCGGAGGGGGAGGUGCUCCUUCCUCAAGUGGAGCCAUACGUACAGGGGAAAAACAACCCUUUACAGAGGUGGACAGAAAUGCACACGUAAAAAUAGAACCCGAGGAAGGGAAUAGCAGGGGGAGUUCCGAGCAUGCCAAUGUGGGGCAUAGAAAGAUGCCAAAUAACCAGAUGGACACACUAGCAGACAGUUCUGAGACAAGGAUGAUGGAUCCAACCGAUGAGGGAAGAACUAACCAAUCGGUAAGUACCCACAUCCGUGGGGAAUACCACGAAGGGGAGGAGAACACCCCAUCGAUUAACACUGCAAAGGAGUUGAAGUGCACCAAUGAGCUAGCUAAAAUGAUAUGCAAUUACGAUGCGCCGGUAGAGUUAAUCAUUAACCAGAUUGAGUCCAAAAAAAAUAAAUGUGAAAAGACCCAUGGGGAAAAUCCCCACAAGGGUAACAACCCAAAUGUAGAGGAAGUGAUAAAGGAAAAUAAACUGAACCUGAGGAAGCACAUUGUCCUGUUGGAACUUCUGAAGCACGUCAUGGUGCACUCAAGUAAUGCUACAGUCGAUUUGAAUAGAGACCAAAUGGGGAGCGCACAAAUGGGAGGGAAUAAUGACACCCACAGGUUAAAAAAAAAUUGGGAUUUUCUAAAAAGGAGAGUAAACCCAGAUGAGAGCAUCUGCUGUGAUUACAACUUUUGCAACGCGAAUUUUUCCGGCAUCAAUAUAGGGGACCUUAAUAUUAUUAGCUACUACAUGGAUUUACUUUCCCCCUUCAAUAAGUUCCACGGGGAGAGGCGCGGGGGGGACAGUCAGUUGGGGGAGAGUUCCCUGGGUGGAGAGGCAGAUGGGGAGGAAGCUGGAGACGCAGACGGAGACAUAUAUGAAGACACCGCUGAACACGCACAGCUCACACUCGUGAGGAAGAAGCUGGACGACAUUGCGCUCAAUUAUGACUACCUCGUGGAGGACAUCCUAAAGAACAACAACGUUAACGGAUUUAAUGAAAGUUACCUGUACGGUUGGAAGGACAAAAUCCUGCAGGGGGGAGAUGCGGAAAGGGCAAGCGGUAUCCUUCCGAGCGAUCUUAAGAGUCAACCAAAUGGAGAUGUGCACAGUGGAAGGUACGUCGGGGGUGCUUCCAUUGGGAGUGGUACCGUUUUGUCCAGACACACCCCAUACAGUCACUUCGCACAUACCGUCGAAGGUGUACGUGAGCUUCCGAACGAGCACUUCCUGCGUAGUGUGAACCCGUUUCCCGGCGGCAACUCACAGGAGGGGGAAGUCCCCAAUUGGGGUCCCCCCAGUGGGAGCAUUACAGGUAUGGCGAGUGUAGCCCUUAGACCCGGUAGAAACAACCCCAUCGGUGGAAAGGCAGUCCAUCACAACGGCAUCGUGCCGAAGGGGUGUACCUUCGCGGACGGAGGGGGGGCCCUCCACCAGGGGGGAAAUCGCAUCAGUGAUGAGGGGCGACGCGGUGAUGGCAGAAACCCUUACGACAACUUGCUGUGCGAAAAGGCGCAGAGUUACAACCCCCCCUACAACGUUAGCGGAAGUACCUCCAAUCAGGUCAGCUCCACAGAUACGAAUUACCCUCACGCAAUAUGGAUGAAUCAAAUUUCGAAGGAACACGGGGAGAAUUCAAAUGAGCCAAUUACAGAUGACACCGUGAUGAAGCAUGACCACUACUCUGCCCCGACAAUGCUCAGACAGGAAAGUAAUCUCAUGCCGCAGGACAGGUACAACCAAAUUGGAAACGAUCAUUAUGGGGAGCAUUACAAGGGAGGGUAUGCAAGUGCGAAAAACGGCUUCAGCAGUUACUUAGGCAAUUUUAAAAACGGCAUAAAAAUGGAGGGAAAAAAAGAACACUUCUUGGGAGGAUCAGAAAUCACCACAUGCACAGGUCAGAACUAUUCGAAUGACACGAACAGUGGCGAUCUGUGGGGGCGCCACCCUGUCGGUGCGCUUCAUGCGGAGGGAAGGGGACACCUGGGCGAAGCGAAAAGAAGUGAAAACGAGGGGGACAAUCCGCCCAGUUGGGAGAGUUCGCAUCGUGCGAAUAACACGAAUGAUGCGAAUGAUGCGAAUUAUUUGCAUCUUGCGCAUGCUCGGAGCGGAAGCAGGGAGGCCCGCCGCCACCAUGGUGGGGAUACUAGAAGGGACACAGAAACGACGCACGCCAGGGUGAGGAGCAACAAACAUGAUGGCAGUCACUACGCAAACGAUAAGCACUUCUUCAGUGCCACCGCCGUCUUUGAUGAUGGUGCACACGCACGCGGCUUUAAUGCCAAGAGGGGCAAUCCUCCCAGUGGAGGCGCAUCAAAAGGGACCCCCUUCGAUGGGCGAUUCAGUGUGCACAUGGAAGGAGGGCAGAUGGAAGGAGAGCAGAUGGAAAAUGCUUCCCCUAACAGGGACAACGACUCCUCGGUGAGGAAAAUGCCAACGAGUUCGUUGGUCGAGAUGCACCACAAAAGUGGGGAUGACAGUUUGGAUACCCAAUUUUGUACUUAUCUCCCCAGGAGUAACAGCCUUAACAGUUACAAUAGACCGAGUUGCUUCUCCUCCUACGCUCAGCACCUUCGGGGUGGCUUGCCCAGUUGGGACCCACAAAACUAUAAUAGCCUCACCGAUGGAGGUACCAAUUAUGGGAGCUAUAAAAAUAGGCAAUGCAAUGAUGGGAGCAGCGGAAGAUGCAACAACAAUACGGAUGGAAGGGGCAGCAAUAACAGCGGGGGGUACAGCCACAGUGGCGGCGGUGGCAACAAGGGAGUCGGCCGAAGCAAUGACAGCGGCAGUAACGAUAACGAUGGUGAUGACGACGAAAAUGGGGAGCAUCGGCAGAGGGGGAGGAGGGACUACUACGAUGAGAAGGAAGACGAGGAGGAAGAGGAGGACGAAAAUGAGCAUCAAAAUGGACAUCAAAAUGGACAUCAAAAUGAGCAUCAAAAGGACGGACGUGGGAAGGGCCAUCCUGCCGAUCAUCCCAAUCAACACACUUUGCCAGAUGGCACAGAAAAACCAACAAACAAUCAGUUUCAUAUGAAUACGAAUGAUGGGUGCGAACGAGAGCAGCAUAAUGGAGCCAAUCAGAGCAAUUCUGAAAGUCGGGCUGGUGAUCCUAACGCACAUUCGCAGGGGAACGAACGAGGGGAGUCCUUUCUGGAGGAUCACCAGUUGAUAGAGUCAGCCAUGAACGAAGCGAAGUUCGAGCGGCAUGGGAACAGUUCGGGGGCCCCCAACAGGCUCAGUGUGGACGGCGCGAGGAGCCAGCUGGGCAGGUCACACAGGGGGAGGCAGCCGAGCCAGACUAAUCUGCCAAACCAGGCUAAUAUGCCAAACCUGCCUAACCUGCCGAACCUCCCUGACGGUACCCCCCUGGGCAGCUCGUGCACCUUCAUCCCCUUUGGCGGCCAAGUCAGCUUCCAAGACCCAUCCAACUACGGCCCCUAUGGGGGAUUCGAGAACUUUGGCAACUACGUCAGUUACAGCAACUUUGGCGAUCGCAGUUACGGGAGUUACACCAACUGUGGCACCUUCUCCAAUUCGAGCGGAGUGCAGCCAAGGAGGGUCGACAGGGCAGUAGCGCGAAGUGCCCUAACGCAUAGCGGAGUGGAGACGCCAGAGGGGAGAAGCAGAGUCCUCCCGCCUGACGAGUUGAGGAUUCGAAGCGGGGCAGGCGGUGCAGGCGGUCCUAUGGGUGCGAACAACCAGGUGCAGCUUCAUAACCAGAUGAGCAGUCCGAUGAGCAGACCGAUGAGCAGUCAUAUGAGCAGUCAUAUGAGCAGUCAUAUGAGUAGUCAGCUGAACAGUCAGCUGAACAACGAGCUGUACCGCCCACACAGAGACGCACAGAACAACGCAGGGGAAAGAAACAGACCCAAGUGUAAACCCAGCAUGGUGAAGGUGGGGGAGAAAAACGAAAGCAUGGGACACGAUUUUAUUAACUUCACGAACAGUGCCUACGUAGACAUUCACAAAAUAAUACAAAACGACGAUCUGUUGAAGAAUGAGUUGACCGGAUUGGAAGAGUCUCUCCAGCUAGCCAACGCAGCGAGCAAGGGCAGUAAAAAAAACACAGCCAAAUAUAACUCCAAUGAGUUGGAAAUCCUGAUGAUGUACGAUAGCUGCAAAAAUAUGCUCAAGUCGUGCAGCAUGCUACGAAAUGAAGAAAUGAAGAACGCAGGUGCAGAGGCAGAUGCGGAUGAGUACCUGCUGAAUGAGACCUGCAUCCCGGCCAACGUCCUAACCAACAGCGAAAUGAUGAGCGACAGUUUGAAUGCAGAUAUAGAGAAGAUCAUUGACAUCAUGAGCACAAGUAAGGUGAAAGGGGGGGCAAUCCACUAUGGAGGAACGGCCGAACGAGGUGGACGGUACCCUCCUCCGUUGUGUUGCCGACGACCCCUGAGGCGUAUCUCCCCUCCCCCGUCACGCACACUCCUCAUCACUUCUCUGUACUUCACUCUAUAUCACUUCACUGCACUUCACUCCAUUUUACUCUACUUUCUUUUCCCCCUCCUUUGCUUAACAGACAUGCAGGCGAAAGGCAAAGACAAGAAGCGGAAGCUGAGCUCCAUCGGCUGCCCUCCAAACGACCGCGCCUUCCCCAACGGGGAGAAGAACCCAGAACAUGGGGGGGACAAGUCCAGCUCGAAAAAAAUGCCCAGGAGCUCAGAAGACAAAAGGAAGAAGUAUCAAAAAAUGGACAUAAGAACAUUAAACAAAAGCGUGCAGAAAAAUAAAGAGGUCUGCAAGAAUUGCUACAUCCACUACGACAAUAGCAAGUCCAGUUACAUCCUCACCUUCAUAAAUAGGAAGCAGAAAAAGCAGAGGAAGCUCUUCCCCGUCAACCCAAAUGAAAAGGACGAGGCCUACGUCAUUCAAAUUAUGAAUUAUAUUGAAAAGCUAAAGGAUCAAGAAAAAAUAUUUGGGAUUAGCAAAAACGACGAGAUGGGGGCUUUGCAAAGGGGUGAGCCCGCUAAUCUGCACAGAAGCGAGGGAGGAAAAAACGCUGCAGACAGACGCAGUUACGAGAAAGACCAAAGGGUGCAAGAAAAACACAUGGUCAGCGAACCAUACGGAGAAGCAAACCUGCCGAAGAAAAACGAAAUGUGCCCAACCAACCUGAACUUGUUAAACAAAAAAAUGAACAAUUUUCUGAGUGGCAUAAACGACCAGCUGUACAUGGACCCCUCGAUGAAUUUCAUCCCAGAGCAUCUGCCGUUUAUCCCGAACGUGGGGGGAAAUCCCAAUAUGGGCCACGUGAAUAUCUACGACGAUGUGAAUGCCCCCUCCGGGGUUGAUUACGUUAACUUUAAUUUACUAAACGAGGGGCACUCGUUUGAAAAUAUGCACCUGAUGAACCAGUGCAGCGGAAGCGUCCAGAAUGUAAACCCUUUUUUUAAGCUCCACUCCAAGAAGGGGGAUUUCUCCGCGCGGGGGAAUGACCAAUAUGUGGGGGGGGAGGGUGUCCACGGCGGGGUUCCCACCGAUAUGAACAGCAAUAUGAACAGCAAUAUGAACAACAAUAGCAAUAACACCAGUUGCCGCAACGUCGGUUCGGGAAUGAGCAGCCUCGCGGGUCGGCGAGGGAACAGGCGCGCCGGUCAGGUCGGCGGGGGGAGUCACACCGGGGGCGGCCACAACGGGAGCGGUCACAACGGGAGCGGUCACAACGGGAGCGGUCACAACCGCAGCAGUCACAAUGGGGGGAACCGCUCCAGCAACAGCCCCUUCGCACCGAACACGUACGAAAGCGCCAUGAUGCACCAGGCCAUGAAGAACGCCAUGUACCCGUGCGAAAGUAACCAGGCGAUGAGUCACCAGAAGGGUCCCAGCAGUGCCAACCCCACCAACGCGAACGACGAGUUCGGCCCGAUGAAUAUGUUCACCAACGCGAGUUUUCCCAACUACAACCAGGGCAACAUGCCCAAUAGCUGCGAAAGCGAAAUGAUGCAUCACUACAAUUCAGUGAUGAAUGACUAUGGGGACAGCAUGCUCGUCGAAUCGAACUACGAUAGCGACCGGGUCACUGCCGGGGGGCGUACCAUGCAGCACAACGAGUGA
This is a messenger RNA of Plasmodium vivax (malaria parasite P. vivax), 6414 nucleotides long. RefSeq lists its product as hypothetical. Lineage: Eukaryota; Apicomplexa; Aconoidasida; Haemosporida; Plasmodiidae. The transcript has a single exon. The record is from RefSeq and is a predicted model, not a curated record. Bases 1 to 6414 code for a protein of 2137 amino acids.